AUGUCCAGCGAAGACGCGAAAGAUGUCCAAGAUACGAUACAAACGGCCCAGUUCCAAGCCUUAGAACCUGAAAAGCUUCAUGAGCAGCUGAAGACAUGUGGCCUUACACUCUUUGGAACCGGAAACGACUGCGUUUGGUACACCAUCGCACAUCUACUUGGCUCGAGUGUCGACAAGGUUAAAAUCGCCACCGGCUUAUCGCCUACGCCAGGAACAAGUGGAAUCCAUGCCAAUGCCGUCAAAGGCCUACUGACGUCUUUGGGCAAAACAUUCUACACUGCCGAGAGCGACCUCCGCUGGACUCUAUUUGAUAGAAGAACAGGAGAUGGGUUUCAAGACGUUGAUAGCUUCCAUAGUUUGGAUAACAAAGCUAUCGGCGUUUACUACACGCGGCAAGAUGGAUCCGGUCACUACGUCGUGUACGAACCCGUCUUCAGUCUGGCUAAGAAAGAUGUACGUAUAAGAGAGCAGGACUGGCGCGAGCGAAGACGUAAAGACUACGAAGACAUGCAAAAAAAGUGGCGUGAAGAGAGAAGUCUAGAAGAGCGGCGUAAAAGGAAUCUCAAGAGGAGCGGCAUACCCUGUAACAUUGAUGAUCCCGAUGAUCUUGAUGAUGAUGAGGAUGAGGACGAUGAUGUGACCCAGUUCACUGUGUUACCAACACUACAGCACUACGGAGGACAGGGUGACAACGAACAAGUGAUUGGACCAGAAGGAGCGGAACAGAUUGAGGAAUCAGGAUUGGGGCUGAAUUAUGAGGAGAGCGAUGACAUGGACACUAGCGGCGGCUAA
This is a messenger RNA of Coniosporium apollinis CBS 100218, 792 nucleotides long. RefSeq lists its product as uncharacterized. NCBI's taxonomy places the organism in Eukaryota, Fungi, Ascomycota, Dothideomycetes. The record is from RefSeq and is a predicted model, not a curated record. The transcript is spliced from 3 exons. The coding region runs from base 1 to 792 and encodes 263 amino acids.